GCCAGUGCCAGCCACCAGGCCAGGGCGGCAGUCCGCCGAGUUCCUCCGUUCCCCGCCACCGCGACGUGGACCCCGCGCCCAGCGACGCGCCGCGCUCGACACCGACACCACCACACCCCUUCGCGGCGAAACACACUUGUGCAUGUUGGCACUGACUUGGGCGGCGCUUUCCGAACCAUGACCGCCGUCAGGUAGAUCGACAGGCCAUGGAGACGCGGAUAGUGCCUCAGAUGUGGGGGCCGUUCCCCAACGCGGUGCCGGCGCCCUUCUUCAAGGCGGGCGCGGGUGGCGUCGCCUCCGGGCCGGGUGCCGCCCCCGGCCAGGCCAACCUGGGCGCGCUCUGGGGGGCGCUGGGGGAGCUCGCCGAUCAGAUGCUGGACUUGAGCAUCUUGGACAACUUGGACGUGGCCCUGAGCCCCGGCAAAGCCGUCAAGCCGCCCCCCGACGCCUACAUGUGCCACCUGUGCUUCAACAAGGGGCACUACAUCAAGGACUGCCCCCAGGCGCGGCCGAAGGGGGAAGGCCUGACUCCAUACCAAGGCAAGAAGAGGUGUUUUGGAGAGUACAAAUGCCCUAAGUGUAAGCGAAAAUGGAUGUCUGGAAAUAGCUGGGCAAAUAUGGGUCAGGAGUGUAUCAAGUGUCAUAUUAAUGUAUAUCCUCAUAAACAGAGGCCGUUAGAAAAACCUGAUGGCCUGGAUGUUUCCGAUCAAAGUAAAGUCCAUCCCCAACAUCUCUGUGAGAAAUGCAAAAGCCUUGGAGUUUACUGCCGAAAGGUUCAAUAAUUUCACUCUUUGUAAAACGUUUUUAUCUCAAGAUGUUUUGAGUGCAUGGUUUCCAGAUUAAGUAGGUUGCACACCUGUAGUAGAACCUGAAAGUCGAUCAUGGUAUACAUAGGCACCAAGGUUCCAAAAAUACAAGUACUAUGUAAUUUUGAUGUAAUUCUUUAAUGUAUAUUAAGUAAUGGAAGAUUAUUUUAUUAGAGUUAAUUUUUGAAUAAAUGUUGAAUGAAUGAAAAUUUUGAAAAAGGAAAAGUUAAUUCUAAUUUGUUCAAAUUUGAGUUAACAAAUAAGUCUGAAUCAUUUUGGUGCUCUUAUCUAUAAUUAGAAUGCUGCUUUUCCCCUUGAAUGGAAGAUAAUUUCAUACAUGUUGUGGCAUAGUAUUUCAAAUUUGGGAGAAUAGUACAAGGCAAAGGAACUAGAUUCUUACUGGUGUAAAAUAAAUCAGAAUCAGGUGAACUGAGAGGCAGGUAGUUGUUUUGAUCAAGUUAAGUAAUAUGAUCCUGCUAUCAAACAGUAAUGUGUAAAUAUUGAGAAAGAAGCACAGAUUGAAUUUCGAACAUUGUAUUCAGAUAAUACAAUUUUGUAAUCUUAAGAUUAGAAGAAUUUUCUAUGGUUUGUAUAUGACAAUGUCUUUUUGCUUUCACUUCACAUAUUGCUGCAUGUAAAAAUGUAUUUUUGUGAACCGAAAAAAAAUCUUUAAAAGGGCAACAAAUCAAUUCAUAACUUCAACCCCUUUCAUGUAAGUAGUGACUAGAACUGUGAGUUACACAUUGAGGGUUGCCUAAGUUACCAUUCUCCAUCUGAAAUGCUUUCGAUGAUAACAUCACUGUUAUCACUUUCUUCGUCACUAGAUUCCUGCAUCACAACACCCGCAUCUUCGUAGGUGAUAAGCUCAACUAUGGCCCUGAAAUAUACAAAUUUUA
Messenger RNA from Frankliniella occidentalis (western flower thrips), 1702 nucleotides. Its product is annotated as zinc finger CCHC domain-containing protein 24-like. The transcript is spliced from 4 exons. NCBI's taxonomy places the organism in Eukaryota, Metazoa, Arthropoda, Insecta, Thysanoptera, Thripidae. The record is from RefSeq and is a predicted model, not a curated record. Gene Ontology annotation, molecular function: zinc ion binding; nucleic acid binding. The coding region runs from base 207 to 782 and encodes 191 amino acids.